UGGACCCGUGCUGAUUCUGCAACUUGACGAAACAUGUCAAGAAGCAGAGUCUCGUGUUCAGUGUCGUCGAUCGACGCGACAGUGUCACCAAAAAGUCGACGAAAUUAUAAACCAAACACAAAGGGUUGUUAGUGUUGAGUGAUUCGCUUAUUUUUGUUACCAUUUGUGCAGGUACAUGGCACCUGAGCAGAAUUAUGAGACAAAUAUCAUGACACUUCGAGAAUAAUUGUAUUGUUAGUACUUUAUAAAAGUUAUACAAGAUGGGGACUUGAUUUGCAGUGUAUCAGGUUCGCUCUUUUUAAUUUUCAUUUCGGAGAAUUAGUGGUGUUACGUGAUUCGUUUGUUUUUGUUAUCAUCCGUGCAGAUACAUUGUUAUUGUAAUAAUAAAGAUUGAGCAAAACUAUGAGACAAAUAUCGUGACACUUCGAGAAUAAUUUUACUGUUUGUAGUUUAUAAAAGUUAUGCAAGAUGGGGACCCGAUUUGCAGCGUAUUCGCUGAAGUUGACCAGUCUUCACGACUAUUAUCAACGACUUCUUCACGGCAGUCAACCUGUACCCUCUGGCUUCGACAUGGCAAAUACAGUGAAAUUUUUCUCCCAAACAUUACUGUCUCUACUGAAAGAAGUUCGCGAAGCCCCCCUCGAAAUGGUCAGGGCGCAGAAAUUCGAUGUAGAACGAAUGGCACUUUACCCCACUUUGGAUUACAAGCAGUUGUACAACGCUCUGACUCAGCUGAUGGACGUCGUUCCCUCCAUUCACAUUGGUUUGCAAGCAUUUGGUCAGGCACUUCUGCAAUGUCUCGCGUGUCUACUGCCUUUCCUCGAUCACGAUCUGAUCGACAACGUGCCAUACUUGGCAGCCAGUGCGAUCUCUGUACUUCCUGUGGAACUUCACCAAGAGAUCGUCAACUAUCUCUGUUUUUACAUCCUGCCGUUCAGUAUCACAAGGAAAACCGAAGAUGGGUCGGAAAACGCUGCUAGCCAGUCCAUAGCCGCCGUGAUCAUGAUGAUCUUUCAGUAUUCCAGCAAUCCAGCGCACCAUUGCCAACUGCUGGAGUGUCUGAUGGCGCUGAAACCUGGCGUGGUGAAAGACAUCCUCUGCGUGGUUGCUUACGGUACUGCGCCAGCAAGAGCAUCCGCUGCUAAAUUGCUCUUCUACUACUGGCCAUCUUUCAAUCCGAAUCUCUUCGACCGUAGAGCGGUUUUAAUGAAAUUCGCGAACGAUCUCACGCCUUUCGUCUGUCAAAGAGACUCCUGCCCUAACGCUGGCAACGCUGAAGCCGGAAAAGUCUGCUACGAUCAUCGAAUAUCCAUCACAUUCGCGACGGAAACACCGCCUCCGAUCUAUCUUUGCAUCGAGUGCGCGAACGAGAUCCACAGGGAGCAUCCGAAUCAAAUGUUCUACGAUAUUUUACACCCCAUGCAACAGGUGUCCAUGAUAUGCGAGAACAAGAACUGCAGAGCCACCGACAAGUCAGCGAUCAGCGUCUGCUUCUCGACCGAAUGCGCCAGCUACAAUGGCAACCACCCCAUACGCUACUGUCAGCAGUGUCACAACAUCAGGCACAACAAUCGUCGUGGCGGCGAUCACGUGUAUCACAUGGCGUUGCCUCACAUCUCGCAGCUGGACUCUCAAACUCAGACCUACAUGGUCCAGGCGAUCGUCAGCCUGCUUAAGGAAGCUGAACCGCUAAGUAUGGAUAGUAAUCGAGACAUCUCGGAAAUAAAUACUAAUAAGGGCAGCACAGGAUUCCCAGGAGGCGGAGCCAGCAGCGGUGGUGGCGCUAGUGGCGGGGGCGGCGCCGGUAGCGGUGGUGGGGGACAGUACGAUCCGUCGACGCUGGAGGAGAGGCAGCUUCUUGGAAGAUACGGUGUCUGGCUGCUGGUGGGGCUUUGCAACCCGAACCAGGAUACCUCGGUCGAAAUUCUCGGGCGUUUAUUGUCAAUGCUAUUUCAUUGGUUUCAUGUUACUGCCUACUCUUUCGAUGGUACUAAAAAAAGCCUUAUGCACCUUAUCUUUUCUGUUGGGCAAGCGGAGAGCGCGCUGGAGAAGUUGAAAACCGAAUACGUUUGCGGCUGGCUGGCGGAAGUGAUGAAGACGCACUACGAGGUCUUCAUCUCCUGUCUUCUGCCGCAUCCGGCGGACUAUGUUCGCGUCGGUGGCCACUGGGAAACACUGGCUUCGAGGACGUCGCAUCUUAAAGAUGGGCUGAAUCGACUGUUCUGUUUGGUGCCCUACGAAGUGAUCACGUCGGAUGUGUGGGACUACGUGAUGCCACAUUGGAUGGAAGCAAUGGUGAACGAUGUCCCGGAACACGAGCUCCACGAGUUAAAGAUGAUUUUAUGCAAAAUCCUGGAUAGAGACAUGAGCCCUCUAGGGUUCGACGCGAAAAAGAUGUACAACUUCGUGGCGAAGCGGUUCGUCAACACCUGCGCGAAGGUGCAAGAGCAGGCGCUGAACUGGUUGCAAACACUGACCAUGCUGGAGAUCAGCAUUCCUCUCUGUCAACUGUUCUCGAUGUUCAGCGACGGCGUCGCCGUCAUGGGUGCCAUGAAUACCACCGAGUCCGAGCAGAAGCCCAGCAAGGGGUCGAAGAAGGAGGACGAGGACGGAAACGCUAUAUUUGUAGAAAACGAGUCGGGGAAAUCAACACCACUGUCCGACGACAUGGUCCCGACACCUAGACACAUGGAGUUCACAACCAACGCUGAACUGAACCUAUCCUGUUGCAUACUCAUGCUGGACAUACUACUGAAGCAGAUGGAGCUUCAGAACAUAGACAAGCACACGGGGAUCAACACGUGGGUGUGCAGGGACGCGUGCCACCUGAUGAAGUCCAUCGUCGCCUCGAACUGGAACAGCUGUCACGUGUGCAGCGCGGACAGUUACGAUGCCGAGUGCACUUACUGCGAGUCCAGAGUGAUCUGGCAUCAACUGUGCCUGCAGUUGGUCACGUACAUGGCGCCGGAAAAUCCAGCUUACCCGCCUGACAAAAUCGUGGACGAAACCGCGGAGGAUCACGGUCGGAAGAGCCCGGAGGCUUCGAGGAAAGGCGACUCGAAAUCUGAUGUGGUGAUCAGUAUGCCGCCUACGGAAAUGCACUCAGUGGGUGGUGUGCUCGUCCACAUGCCGCAGUUCUUCGGACAGAUCAUGACAGCCACUGUAGAGACAGUUUCGGAGCAACUGGAUCUCGCUGCCAUCAUGCCUACGGAGAAGGUCACGUCAGCCGUCGCCAGAGCCGUCACUUUGUCGGAGACCGACGUUGCAACCGCGACGGUGAACGUGGCGAAACCGCGGCUAAUCGGAGAGAACGAUCAGCCGGUGAACCUAAGUCCGGAAAACGAAACGGACGAUUUCUUGUACACCUCCGUUGGGAAGUUCAGGUUCAACAUCGAGGAUCUUCCUGAACAAUUGCAGUACAUACACAAACUGCUAAAGGAAAUAAUGACGAUCGAGAAGCCUGACAUACUCUACUACAUGCUUCAAUGUUUGAACGUGAUGUGCCUCUAUGGCGACGCCUUCAAUAUAGCGGUGAAGGAUUACAAAGGAUUCUUCAUAUGGUGGCAGGAGAAUCUACUCAUAAAGAAUCUGUGGGAACUCCUCAAUGCUGAACAUUCGCAUAUUGCGCAAGUUACCGUGCCAUUAUUGCUCCAUUGUAUUACGCUGCCAUCCGGAACCCGUACAUUCUGGUGUCUGAUCCAGGAAGAAUUCCAUAACACUGAUUGGCGUGUUCGAUUCGUGGCAGUCGAAAGGGUCACGCUGAUCGCGAGAUUCAUGGAUUCCACUCCGCUGCGAAACGUGAUGACCUUGCAAGCUGCACUGGCGAACGCGUUCUGUUAUCUGAUCGCCAGCAUGGACGACAGUAACGUGUACGUCGCUCAGAGAGCCACCCUGUAUCUUGGUACCAUUCACGACACAGCUAUGAGGUCACUGAUCCUCUGCUUGGAGACCCAAUUCGACACGGAGAUAGAGGACCGGCCUAUAGUGUUGCAAUCGCUGUACCAACUUCACAACAGUCUCAGCGACAGACACAUUCUCACCUGGGAGUUUUUCUUGAAUCGCUUCGACGCCCUCUUCCUCGAAGCUCAGAUCAAAUUGGAAAGGUCUGGAGAUAUACCCUACCUGCGCGACCUUCGAAAUACGGACACGAGCAGCGAGAUCUUUAUGAAGAAGCUACACAGAGCCCAAGAAGCCUUGUCGCAAUCGGAUGGUAACGGAACCAACCCGAUAAAGACGCUGAGUGCAAGUUUCGGUGCCAAGUGGCCCUAUAAGCGCACUAUGCCUGCACCCACGUCCAUGAUUUCUCGACAGGACACCAAGCCAGAAAAGGAAAAGGUGUACAGCCGGCAAUACUCGGCGCCUAUGCUGAAGCGCAAGAGCUCCAGAUUCGGACUGGGUCAGUUGCUGGGGUCCACCCCACCUAAUAACAGUAUACCAGAUGGGCAUAUCCAUUCGCUCAACAUGGUCGACGAGGCUAGCGCGUUACCAGGAUGCACCCACAAAAUCGUCGAUUUCGAAGAGCUAGAUAAAGAAACGAUGCAUUUAUUGGUUUUCCUUUUGAUGCAGUUUCUUUCCAGGCAGGAUCAGGCUUUUCCAACGGACGAGAAGCCACUCUCGAAGACGCAAGGGAUCGUGCUGCGCCACUUGUACCUUUUGUUAGGGUACAACCAAACUGAACGCACUUUUCACACUUUUCCGCAACGCCUACGAGUGUCGCCGGUUUUUAAUGUAUUCAUCGCGAACCUCCCUCAACUCCUGGACCAAAAUCACGUAAUGGGAUGGGUGAUGACGCCUCCAGUUCUAGCCAUCUUGCAACACUGCCCUUGUCCCCCACAAGGUAUACCUUCUUCGGAUCAUCAAGCUCCAACAUACAGCCUUUGGUACCUCGAACCCCAGAACAGGCGUUCUUGGUUGAUGUCUCUUCUCGUGAUACUUUACAAGUGCCAGUAUGGUCAACAACCGUGGUGCAGUCAGCUACAGGUUUUAAUCAAGAUCGUGUUAAACACGCUUGACAUGCAGCAUCAUCAAUGCAAGAGGAUCCCGGCUACGGUGGUCAUGGGUGCUCCACCUUCCAGAUCACGUGACGUAUCUCAACCGUCCCUUGGUGUGGACCACGACUUAGCGGCCAGCACUAUGGGAGAAAUGAACGCUGAGAGUCCUCCAAUAAGGACACCAAUGGUCUCGGUGCACCAACGUAGCCCGGGAGCCACGCACAGUCAAAUGGCGACUCACUGGGAAGAAAGUACACCGUCGUGUCGUUACACAAACAAGCAUUCCAGCUACUCGAGCAAUACGGAUGAUACGGAGUCCGAGCUGGCUGCAAUACCCGAGAGCCCAAAAUCUGACAGCACGUUACAUGGCAGCAGUGGUGGGUCGCUCGGUGAACUGGAGGACAGCCCAGCUGCGGUCACUAGAAGCGUGUCUCUUCAUGGUCCGAGAACUUCGACCGCGAUCGACAUAGUGACUAAAUCGGAGUGGAGUAGCCAGAACGCUAAUAAGAAAACGGACGUAGUUUCCAGACCUACUUGGUUCUUAGGAAGCGAAGACGAUUCUCAUCAACAGAGUACGAAAGCUGGGCCCCAAAAGAAAUGGAGUGUACACGAGGGAGUAAAAAUGAUGGUGACGAGCUCGUUUCUAGGUGGACAGCCAGAUUUCCAAAAAUACAGCCCUGUGGCAAGGGCUCUCUCUGAGUUAGUGCCGGAGAAAGGAGGCCCGGAAAAGGGGAUUCUGGAGAAAGCGGUAACAGAGAAGCCAGUGUUGGAGAAAACGAUUCAGGAGAAGAGCGUCACUGUGCAAGUAGCUUUCAAUGGAGACGCGGUGUCAUCCAAACCUUUUGGCCUGACCGAAACUGCUCUUGUUAUUGCUACUGGGACGUCUCAAGCUCAAAAACACGAGCCACCAAAAGAGAAGCCAACGACCGCGACCUCCAGUAAUUCGGACUCGCCGAGUUCCAAACACUUGGGUAGACAGAAACGGAUAGAUCAACCUGUGACUGUGCCGUCCCCGGUGUCUCCGAGUCAAGUGGUGACGGUUACCAGUAGCGAUCAGUCGAGUUCGUCAGCGGUCAGCCCGAUCUCGUCUCAAGUCACUAGCACGGAAAACGGCCAACAUACCGGCUGGAACGACAUCCCUCAUCCCUUAACAACGCCGACGGUUGAGCGUUUACUACCAAUUGGCACUACGACUCGUCCUACGGGACCACGUCCCACUCAACGUAUCCUGCGUUGCGAAGACACAUGUGGGUCGCCAGAGUCACCUUUAUCAAAGAUGAACGUCUUGACAGUCAGUUCCUCGUUCGAUCAGGACAGCGAGACCUGCAUGUCUAGUGACAUCACGAGUCCCAGAAGUACGUCUCAAUUGGAAUUCCCUACGCCUGAACGCCUUCUACCCAUUGGCCCGCAUAGAGACUUCAGUGGCUUGGUCGAACACGUUCGUCAAGCUCUUGGUGUCCAAGAAAUCGAAGAUUCUAAUAAAUUCAUCAAUGGGAAUGGGAAUGGAAACAAAGGCGACGGAUUGGCGCCAGUGAAGCAAGAUAGUACAACUUCCGAGAACAUGUCAGCAUCGCUAGUGCCAACAUCGAACGAGGUACACUCUAGUAGGUCGGCAAGUCCAAGAAGACUGAUCAAGCAAGUAGCUUUAGAAUCACCACCUCCGAUGCCGGAUCCCUUAGAUUAUCCCUGUCGUUCCUUCGACCAUGAUCGAAAGACGAAGAUACAAGAUCACGUACGCAUUCAGCGCGAUAGGCCUCGGAAAGGUGCUAUCAAAGCACAGGAUACACCGAUUACGAGGCGCACGGAAUCUUGGCCGGGUCCUCAAUUGCAACCCAAUUUCGACACUGCCUCGCAACAGGCCUAUCAUGCCGAUUUCAACCUGAAGCAGAGCUUGUUUCGUAUUGGAGACGAUUGCAUUUACGAGAGGUGUUCGGAAUGUGGGACGAUAAAGGAAGAAUACUCUGACGAAGAACUCGGCCUUUGCAUCAUCAACUUGGGUACAUUUGUUCAUCGCGAGCCGUCCUUAGCAGCGCCUCUUCUACCAGAGAUUCUGAGGGUCAUCACAAAAGUGGCCUUAAACGCAAUGUAUCCUUGGCAAAGCGAGACCAACAUGCACCUUCCAGGUGGCGCGAUUAGUGUGGCGCAUCAGUUCCUCCGUUGCGUUCUUCACCAAUUGGCGCCUAACGGUGUAUUUAUGCAGAUGUUCCAAACGCACUUGAACGAGUCUACGAGGAUGCAGUUCUUUAAAAGCGUUGCUCAAGCUCUGGUCGAUUUCAACGAACUAAAUCCAAUUGCACCUUUGCAGCUAGUACUUGAGGCUUUAAACGCAAAGAAAUCUUUGCCAACGGAAAGACUGCCAGUGAUACUAUAUAAUAUAGCGUGCUACUUGGACUGUCUGCCAUUGGAAGCAGGUCUGGGUCCAGGUGCAACAACCUGGAACGGACUGUUGGCACAAUUUGACAGCCUCUUUCGAAGACUCGUUUUGAUGCUUUCUUCUAUCGAGGACACCACGCCGUUGUUAAGAAUUAUGAUAUCUUUAUUAAAGGUUCCAGGAAUCCAACAAUCAAAGGGAAUGCUGGACCCGUUCGCCAAAGUAUUGAGCUACGCCAUACAAAACUCCACGAUACGAUACAGCUACCUGACGGACUUAUGCUAUCUCUGUCACAGAGGAUUUACCCGCGACAGGGACAAGCACUUCUUCGGCAGGACGAUUGUGUUCGAACUGAUUCAAGCCAUGAAAUUCAAGACCACCAUUCCAGACUCCAAUUUCCUUUUGCUUCUACACUUCGUGCUUCAGGACAUUGGAGGAUCGUUGCCUAACACAAUCGCCCUGGAGAACAUUCACACGGAUAUGUCGCCGAUCUACAAUACUAACGCCUCAGAGUCCCUGAAGAACCAGCUGGCAGAUGUCCUAGACUUCUUGGCUGAUUUUCAUACCCUGAGCAAAGUGAAGAGUUACAGCAAAGGCAUGCAGGCAGGACUGAACGAGGACACGUUGGGUGGUAUAUUAAAGUGUGGUCUCGCGCAAUACGUGGCAUUGGAAAUUACGAGGGGCAAUAACAGGGAGAACAGAGCAGUGCUCCGUUAUCUACCGUGGCUCAACAGCGCCCCUUCUAUGAUACCCCAAGGUGCUCGCGAGUACGUCGACUGCAUAGGGCACAUUAGGCUGCUAUCCUGGCUUCUGUUGGGCUCUCUCACACAUACGGCAAUGUAUGCUGGCAACAACAACACGCAGAGCCACGGGCCAUCGAUCCCGACGGCACAACCAAUACCCCAGGAAGUGUCCUGUCAUGUUGCGGAUCACGUGCAAGUGAUAUUUUCUGGGUUCCCUGAACAAUCCAAGGCGUCAGUUCUGCACAUGUCCUCGUUGUUCCAUGCGUUUAUACUUUGCCAGUUGUGGACUAUGUAUCUGGAAGAGCUGUCGAAAAAUAAUCCAUCGAACAGCGAGGGACAUAAUAUCACGAUGAACAUAUUGCUGGAGUUUUGGGGCAAGAUAACGCCUUGCAUACUGCAACUGGUUGGGUGUUCGAGAGUCCUGGCUGAGAUGGUUAACUUGCAUUUCUUAAGUUUAUUGGAAGCACUUCUCGAGUGCGGGUCCAUUUUGCUGAGCAAAUUACUACCACUCUGGAGCCCCAUUUUGUAUUCGCGUCACGUUCAGCUACCAGGGCAUCUGCAAGUGCGUUUGCAAAAUUGUCGAGACUUUCCACCGAACAAGAUGACGGAGCAUUUCGCCUCAUCCCGUCGUGAAUCUAAUGCCACGCUUUUGCGAUGGUUGCAUCGACUGCAAUUUAAGAUGGGCCAAAUAGAAAUGCAGUCUUCUACAGCCACACAAUUUUACUCGAUUUAGAAU
Molecule: messenger RNA, 8841 nt
Organism: Colletes gigas
Lineage: Eukaryota; Metazoa; Arthropoda; Insecta; Hymenoptera; Colletidae
Gene: unc79
Product: protein unc-79 homolog
Exons: 47
Coding region: 469-8838 (2789 amino acids)
Molecular function (GO): protein binding
Source: RefSeq, a predicted model, not a curated record